GAAAAGAACAAAAACAAUUUUCCUAAGUCAAAUAAGUUAUUCUUCAGUGUUUACUGGGGACAUGUUAGACCUCAGGAACUCAGUAGUUCUCCUAGUGACUUUUACUUCUCUACUGCUGGCUCUCUUAUUUAUAAAACUGACAUGGAAAAGAAGGCGAUUGCCCCCAGGACCUUUCGCUCUGCCUGUACUAGGGAACGUUCUACAGAUCCAUAAGCAAGGAGUGGUGCCCUAUUUAGUCAAGAUGGGUGAGACAUAUGGCCCUGUAUGCACCAUUUUUAUGGGGUCACGACCCACAGUGAUUCUGACGGGAUAUCAAGCAGUGAAAGAGGCUCUUGUUGACCUUGGAGAUGAUUUCCUUGGACGAGGUCCACUCCCAGUGUUAGAGCGUGUAUUCAGAAAAGGAGGAUUGGCGCUUCUUAAUGGAACAGCUUGGAAGCAACUACGACAAUUUACCAUGAUGACUUUCCGUGAUUUUGGGAUGGGCAAAAAGACCCUGGAGGAACCCAUCCAGGUAGAAGCUCAGCAUCUAGUGAAACAUUUCAGAAGCUACAAACAAGAGCCAGUUGAUCCCAGUAAUAUCAUGAUCUGUGCUUCAUCCAAUAUAAUUGCCUCAAUCCUCAUGGGAACUCGUUAUAACUACAGUGAUGACAAGUGGAUGCAAUUACUCAAAAAUAUACAUGAAGCAUUUGUUAUAGCCUGUUCUACAUGGGGCCAGCUUUAUGACAUGGUACCCAAUAUCAUGCAAGUCUUGCCUGGACCACAUAACAAAAUCUUUACUCUUCUUCAAGAUCUUGUUAUUGUCGUGGAAGAAAGAGUAAAAUAUAACCUUGACACACUUGAACCAAACUGUCCACGGGAUUUUAUUGAUUGCUACCUCAUCAGAAUGAAACAGGAAAAAGAUCCCAAAACACCAUUUACUGUGACAAAUCUUGUCGCAACAGUGACUGACACAUUUCUAGGCGGAGCCGAGUCUACUGGCAGUACAGUAAAUUAUGGACUUUUGAUUUUUAUAAAGUAUCCCGAAAUUCAAGCCAAGUUACAAGAGGAGAUCCAACAGGUGAUUGGACACAACCGUGAGCCAGUGGUCGAGGACAGAAAUAACAUGUCCUACUUAAAUGCGUUUAUCCAUGAGCUGCAGAGAUAUUGUGAUGUCUUUCCAAUGGGAGCGAAUCGUUCUACCACAAGAGACUUGGAUUACCGUGGAUACUACAUUCCUAAGGGUACUGAUGUUCUUCCAGUGUUAACCACCGUGCUAAAGGAUCCAACACACUUUGAAACACCUGGUGAAUUCAACAUCAAUCAUUUCUUGGAUGAAAAUGGCACAUUUAAGAAAAAUAAUGGUUUCUUGGCAUUUAGUGCAGGUAAAAGGUCGUGCGCUGGGGAGAGCCUGGUUCGGAUGCAGCUGUUCAUAUUCUUUGCCACAAUUCUACAAAAAUUCACCUUAAAGGCAACUGUGGACCCGAAGGAUCUGGACCUUAGUCCUGCAGAAAGUGGCAUUGAGACUAUACCACCCGUCCAUAAAAUCAUCUUUAUACCUCGAGAAUAAACUGCUAUAGGCUAGAUUACAAAUGGUGUUGUAUUUAGCGCUCCCGCUUGAACGUAAACAUCACUGGAAGUAAGCUUUUUGCGCUCAUUACGUUAAGUUUGAAAGUAAAAAGGUUGUGUGCGCGCAAAACCCAAUGCGCAUUAAAAGAUUACUUCAUGAUUUUGCAAUCACAUUAGCACAUUCUCCCCAUAGACUUCAAUGGAGCAGAGAAAAAAACAAAACAAAAAAAACCGAAGAGCACUAAACCCGAUAUGAAUUAUGAAUAUUUUACAUUCCAAUGGUCUUCACAUGUUCAAUUUAUUGUUUUAUAUAUAUAUAAAAUGUUUCUUGGUAAAAUAUAUAUCUAUAUGCUUAUAUAUAGGUAUAGAUAUAUACAGAUAUAUAUAGGAAUAUAUAACAGUACAUAGACUAGUAUAAAAAGAAUUCCCCUAUGUGAAGAACAUUGAUAUUUAACAUUUUUACAAUAUAUAGAACAACAUAUAUACACAUGCAUACACUUAUUUAGACAUGAAUAUGCAUAUAUAUAUAUUUAUAUAUAUAUAUAUAUAUUUAUUAUAGCUCUUUCCAGUCAAACACCUUGUCAUAGACCAUAUGCCUUUGAGCCAUUAUCUUUUUAAUAUUUCUAUGAAUCAUUUUUAUCAGAAAGUUUAUAUGAGUGUUACUAUCAUUUUAAAUGUUACCUAUGUUGUGUUUGGUACAACUUUUUUAACCCUUUAGCCUUUACACAAGCUUUUCGGACCCACUAUUCUGACGAGCGUAGAAUGUGAUUACGCUCUUGUAAUAUGUAAUACAUAAUUGUAAUAUGAGUGAACUUAAGCUUACGUGCUAAAACCUAACACUGUUUGUGCAUUAACGUUAGCACGCCACUUGUAAUCUACCCCAUAUAAAUCUCUAUGUACCAUAUCUUUAUAACGUCACAUUUUAUCUGCCAGCUGAGGAAAUGCAGAGAUGAAUAUCAAUACAGGUGGCCCUCGGUUUACAACGGUUCAAUUUGCACCGUUUCAGAAUAACAACCUUUUUUUUCAGUCAUGUGACUGCUUUUGAAAAGCAUUGAGAAGCAGUGCAUUGACUAGAAUAGCCAGUAGGUAGAGCUGUCCGCUUGUGUUGCAGCAAAGAUAUGCAAUCCAAGCAAGCUGAAAUUAAUCAGUUUAACCAGACCUGAGCUAUCGAGCAGAUUUCAAAGGAACAAGAUCUUCCUGUCUAUAAAUCAGUCCAGAUUGGAAUGCAUAGAAAGAACCGUUUGCAGAAAAAUGCAAGUAAAGUCUGUUUGUGUGAUUAUUUUAUUAGGUUUAUAAUGCUGUUUGGCAAAUGUUUUUGUUCAUUUAACUUAGUUUAAUUAUAUAUUCUGUGUUGUAUGAUUAUUUUAUUAGGUUUAUAAUGCUGUUUAGCAUUUAAAGUCUUCAUUUCAAAGCUUUAAAAAUAAUGUAUUAGGUGUUACUUAUGACAAUUUUGAGAGGGGCCUGGAACCUAACUCCCUCACUUCCCAUUGACUUACAUUAUAAACUGGGUUUCAAUUUACAACGGUUUCGAUUUACAACCAUUCCUUCUGGAACCUAACCCCGUCGUAAACUGAGGGCUACCUGUAUAUGGUUUACAAUUUUAAGAUGGCAUUGUGUGCUUCCUAUUGUUGUGUAAAGAUAAAACAUAGACUUAUGACCAGGGUGUUUGUCACACUGCCUAAUUACCUUAUUAAAUACAGAAUACAAAGACUUGUAAAAAACAAAGCCUCUGUUUAUUGAGCUGUGUAUAUACUACAGAAUAAAACGUGUAUAGACACACACUAUUUCAUAA
Messenger RNA from Bombina bombina (fire-bellied toad), 3337 nucleotides. Its product is annotated as cytochrome P450 2G1. The transcript is spliced from 9 exons. Gene Ontology annotation, cellular component: cytoplasm; intracellular membrane-bounded organelle. Gene Ontology annotation, biological process: xenobiotic metabolic process. The coding region runs from base 62 to 1546 and encodes 494 amino acids. The record is from RefSeq and is a predicted model, not a curated record. NCBI's taxonomy places the organism in Eukaryota, Metazoa, Chordata, Amphibia, Anura, Bombinatoridae. Gene Ontology annotation, molecular function: heme binding; oxidoreductase activity, acting on paired donors, with incorporation or reduction of molecular oxygen, reduced flavin or flavoprotein as one donor, and incorporation of one atom of oxygen; iron ion binding.